Messenger RNA from Camellia sinensis, 1206 nucleotides. Its product is annotated as cytochrome b. The record is from RefSeq and is a predicted model, not a curated record. Gene Ontology annotation, cellular component: respiratory chain complex III; membrane. Gene Ontology annotation, biological process: mitochondrial electron transport, ubiquinol to cytochrome c. Gene Ontology annotation, molecular function: quinol-cytochrome-c reductase activity. NCBI's taxonomy places the organism in Eukaryota, Viridiplantae, Streptophyta, Magnoliopsida, Ericales, Theaceae.
AACCAACCGACAAAUCCGUAGCCCAGGUGACUCACAGCCUCCCUCUUGCCCAAAUGAAAUGGGAUAAAACAAAUCAAUAAGCUUUUUGAUUGAUUCAGGACGCAGUGAAGCCAAAUUCAAUCAAGGCAAAGGGGGCUUACUUUUCUUGACGCUGAGUCAUCUUAUUCUUAGCUAUGCUAAUGGAACAGGAAAAGUUUUCAGAUGAUAUGGACCCCAAGAGAUGAGCGAAAACCUCCAAUUGCUUAGGGGUCGCACCCUGUCCCGCUUGGUGGAUGAAAUCUUCUCUCCUUUUAGAAUUCUUUCUCCCACACACCUUUGCCCUCUUUUACCGAAUAGGAAAGUAGAAUCUUCCAAGCGGACAGAAACCUAAAUUUCCAUUAGAUUCAUUCCUAAGCUUGCUUUGUUGCAGCAAGAUGAUCAGUCCGAGAGUGCUGGAGAGAAGAGAAAGCGAUAAAAACCUCUCUGAUUCGGUCAUUGAGCAGUCGGACGACUCUUCAGUAACCCAAGAUGACCCCUUUGACGCUUCUUUAGCUGUAUACCCCCUCCAUCUUUUCGGAGGUGGAAGAAAGGUUACUAUAAACAUUCUUAGUAGGGCCCCAGAACGCUAAAAAGGUGGGGGAACAAGAGUUGCCAUGAUGGAAAAGAGAAAUGACUAUAAGAAACCAACGAUUCUCUCUUCUUAAACAACCUAUAUCCUCCACUCUUAAUCAGCAUUUGAUAGAUUAUCCAACCUCGAGCAAUCUUAGUUAUUGGUGGGGGUUCGGUCCGUUAGCUGGUAUUUGUUUAGUCAUUCAGAUAGUGACUGGCGUUUUUUUAGCUAUGCAUCACACACCUCAUGUGGAUCUAGCUUUCAACAGCGUAGAACACGUCAUGAGAGAUGUUGAAGGGGGCUGGUUGCUCCGUUAUAUGCAUGCUAAUGGGGAAAGUAUGUUUCUCAUUGUGGUUCACCUUCAUAUUUUUCGUGGUCUAUAUCAUGCGAGUUAUAGCAGUCCUAGGGAAUUUGUUCGGUGUCUCGGAGUUGUAAUCCUCCUAUUAAUGAUUGUGACAGCUUUUGUAGGAUACGUACCACCUUGGGGUCAGAUGAGCUUUUGGGGAGCUACAGUAAUUACAAGCUUAGCUAGCGCCAUACCUAUAGUAGGAGAUACCAUAGUGACUUGGCUUUCGGGUGGUUUCUCCAUGGACAAUGCCACAUUGACUUGGCUUUGA